AGAUCGAGUCCACCCGGCUCCGAUCGUCGGAAAGAGUCUCUCUCCCCUUCGCGGGUCCAAACGGGAGUUUGGCCGUCCCUCUCCGCCUCCUCUCUCUCGCUCGGCCGCUCCAGGCGCCUCCUCCUCUGAGGAUUUGCAAGCCAAAAAGGACACCCGGGGGCUGGAGAUCAUCGGCGGCUCCAUGGCUCCAUGGCUGGGCCGGAUGGCGCUGAUUUGCGCUCUGCUGGUUCUCCUCCCGCGGCUGCCGCCGACUCGCGCUCAAGAGGAGCCGUCCUGCGGGGCCGCGUUCGACCUUUACUUCGUGCUCGACAAAUCAGGGAGUGUAACAUCACACUGGUCAGAAAUUGUUGAAUUUGUGAAGCAGCUGACAGAAAGAUUUGUGAGCCCUCGGAUGAGGAUAUCUUUCAUUGUGUUUUCCAUGCAAGCAACUGUGAUUCUGCCACUAACCCAAGAUAGGCAAAACAUUCAGAGAGGCAUUGAAGAUUUACAAAACGUUAAGCCAGGAGGUGAAACAUAUAUGCACGAAGGAUUACAAAAAGCAAAUGAUCAGAUUGCAAAAGAGAAAGGGUCCAGCAGUGUAAUCAUUGCCUUGACAGAUGGAAAGUUGGAAGGUUUGAUCCCACAGUAUGCGAAAAAAGAGGCAGAUAAUGCCAGAUCCAUGGGAGCUAGAGUUUACUGUGUUGGAGUCCUCAAUUUUAAUCAACAGCAGCUUGAAAGCAUCGCUGAUUCAAAGGAUCAAGUCUUCCCAGUAAGAGAAGGAUUUCAAGCUCUCCGAGGGAUAAUUAAUUCUAUACUGAAGCAAUCGUGCACGGAAAUCUUAAAUCUGGAACCCUCAAGUGUUUGUGUAGGAGAGAAGUUCCAAGUUGUUCUAAGUGGAACGGGAUUCACGCUGGGUAGGACGCCAGAAAGUGUCGUCUGCACUUAUAUGGUCAAUGGAACAACCACGAAUGAAAAACCGGAAAAAGUGGAAUCUAAUUUCAUGCUCUGUCCGGCACCCAUUCUCUAUGAGGUUGGACAAACAAUGGACGUGUUUGUCAGUUUGAACCAAGGGCAGUCGCUCAUUUCCAGCUCUUUAACCAUUACGGCAACAGAAUGUACCAAUGGCAUUGUGGCACUGAUCAUUAUCCUCAUUUUGUUAUCCUUGCUGGGGAUUGCUGCCCUGUGGUGGUUUUGGCCGCUGUGUUGCAAAGUGGUUAUUAAGGAUCCACCUCGACCUCCGCCUUCAGUGCCAAUAGAGGAGGAAGAAGACCCUUUGCCUUCCAAAAAAUGGCCGACGGUGGAUGCUUCCUACUAUGGUGGAAGAGGAGUUGGUGGGAUUAAAAGAAUGGAGGUUCGUUGGGGUGACAAAGGGUCAACUGAGGAAGGAGCCCGGCUAGAGAAAGCGAAAAACGCAGUGGUGAAACUCCCCGAGGAAGGAGAUGAGCCGGUUCUAAAUAGACCACCAAGACCAAAGACUACCUCGUUGCCCUCCCAGGAAAAAUGGUACACACCCAUCAAGGGUCGGCUUGAUGCCCUUUGGGCAUUGCUAAGGCGGCAGUAUGACCGAGUGUCUUUGAUGCGACCGCAGGAAGGAGAUGAGGGCCGGUGCAUAAACUUUUCCAGAGUGCAGACUCAGUAAAACAAGGAGAAAACAAAAGGAAAAGCCAUCUUUUUUAUUAUUAUUAUUAUAACCAAAUGAAGUCAUUGAGUGAAGCACUUAUAAAGAAUUCCUCAGAAUGUCUCCUAGCUCCGAGCUUGGAAGUUUGCUCCACUUGGCUCUGCAAAAGUCACCCAUUGCCACGUUAAGCUCCUCCAUCUGCCAUUAUCUUUCAGCUUAUUGCUUCAUACAGUAUUUCCUUACAGUAUUAUACACUCUGCAAGUGGCCACAGGAAGAAUUUUGGCGUCGUGUGUCUAGUUUUCCACAGCACAGGAAACCACGAACGAGUGCCUGAUCAGGUUGGCCUUUUGUGAUGUUAGCACUCAAGACUUGAUGAGCCUCUUCCCUGGAGGGGUCUUGCCUUAGGGGCACGAAGACGGAACUUAUUAUUUAAAUAUGAAUGUAUUUACCCCAGGGAGGAGAGCAAAAUUCCCACUGGGCUGAAAAAACACACAGAUGGGAGUUCAUUGCCCUACGGGGGUGUCAUCUCAUGGAAAUCUUUGAGUCUCGGUCCACAUUCCCCCCCACCACCACUCUCCCACCUAGUUAGAUUGUGCCUUACGGGAAACCUCUGACUUUAAAAUCUUGUCACUUUGACGCUGUGGAGUAUACAUGUACGAUCAAACGCAGCCAUGGUGCCUGGAGGUGUUGGUGGCGAGCGAAACUUUGCCCUCUAGUUUCCGAAGACACCUUUCUUGUACAUGAUGCACCCGGGACUGGAAGAAAAAUUAAUAGAGCGUUAUUCUCCAGGAAGACCGCCUGGAACCAAAGAUCUUGAGUGGUGAUCGAGGGAGCUGAGGCAUCGAGGGUUGUGCACUGCGCCUAAUUGUGUAUCUUCCCCUUUUCUGCACUUGGUGCUCAGUAGCGCAUAAAAACAUUGUCCUUUGUAAACAUACGUAGUAAUUCUGGUCUUAUGGAUUAUUGUAAUAGGAUGGGGAGGGAAUAAAACAGGCUCCACAAAGCUGGCAAUCUCAGGGUCUCUUUUUCUUUCUCUCUCUCUCUCUCUUUCUCUUUCUCUCCUUUUCUCUUCCCUCCGCCUUAACCAUCACCGAACCUCCAAGGGCUCUUCAGCGUCACAAACCAGCAAUUCUCUUUGCAUGAGAAUUUCAAAGUUUAAUUAAUAUAAUUAAAGGCAACAGCAAGCAGCAGCCUGUGAAGAUUUGGCUCAUCCUUUUUAUGCCUUUUGACAUUGAAUGACCUAUCCCUGUAAUGCGCAUUACUCAAUUUUGAGGGGCUACCAUGCUUUGGUGGAGAUUCAACAGUGGGAACCAAGAGGAAACGGGGGGAGGGGAGAAAGCAAGAUACUUCUUUUUUUUCUCCUUCCCCCUCUCCAUUUUCUACAGCAACUGUGUAGUGUGCCAGCCACCAGGAAACAUUGGCCGGGUAGGUAUUUAUCAUUUUAUAUAUGUAAACCUACCCCCCAAAAGGGAGAAAAAGCAUGUCGUGUCACAUCGGCCAUGCCAAACAGUGUUAGCGUAAAAGGGAACUCUGUGGGGCAGGGGUGUGUGGGGGGGGAGGAAGGCAGCAGCUGAAGAAAAAGGCUCAAAUGAUCCAGUCACUUUCGAUACUGUACUUCAGAUGCAAAAUGGAUAUUCGAGGCGAAACCUGACAAAAUGCACCUACUUUGAUGGGAACCGGUAUAGACAAUGACCAGUGGCUGGGUCAGUGGGAUGUCUCUCUGCAAGCAGGGAAGCUUAUCAAAUGACACUAAAAAUAAGUUCAACAACCAUCACAUUUGAGGGGAAAUGGGGAAUAUUUCACAUUGGGGCAGGCAUGCUUGUGCACAAGAUGGAGAAGGAGAAGGCACGCAUGUUGGUCUAAUUAGCCCUUCUUUGUUGCUUGGCACUGAAACCUCAAGGGGCAUAAAAUUAUUCCCUCGGCCGAUGACCAGAUUUGCCGCUUCCUCCGAGCAAGGCUUUCCCCCCACCGGGCAGCCCCCUUGCUGAUGUGGAAAGGCAAACUGGAAGAGGUCUUUAGAUCGGAGAGGGUAGAAAAUGUAAUGUGGUAGAAAAUGUUGGACGACUGGAGUCUUCCACACAAUCACUAGGGGAGGCACUGUAUGGCCACAAAUGUGAUAGGUAGAGAUUUAGGUCAAAAUUUGGAGGAUGGUGAAAGAAAUCAGGAAGAAAGCUGUUGCAAUCACGGGGGACUUGAGUUUCCCCGCAGUUGAGGUGGAUUCAAGCCAGAGUAAAGAAACCAUGUUUCUCAACAUCCUAGAAGAUUAUGCCUUAGCUCGGUUGGUCUAAGACAAGGAGUUUCCAACCUUGGCAACUUUUAAGACCUGUGGACUUCAACUCCCAAAGUCCCCCUGGGUUGGGAAAUGGCUGACCGGGGAGGAAUUCUGGGAGUUGAAGUCCAUAAGUCUUAAAAUUGCCAAGGUUGGAUGCUCCCGGUCUAAGAAAUCACUAGAGUUCACAAAUAUAAAAAUCGGGUGCAGUGCCUGUGAUCUGGGAGGUAACCAAUCUGGCAUCAUCUUUGGAAAAGGAACCCAGAGAAGAUCCAUGAAAUUCUAACACGGUAAGCUAAGCAUCUUGGCAAGUUCAUGUGGAGGAUUUGAAGAACAAACGUUGGUGAAGGAAAGUCACAUAGUCUUCGCAAGGUAGAUCUUGCACCAGUCAGCUUUUAAGGUUACUUUGGGGUAUCAACAAGCACAGGAUAGAAAUGACUCUGUUGACAAUGUGUACAUUAAUAUCCAGAAAGCCUUUGUCAAUAUCAAAAGCUUUUGAGUACAUGUAACUGGCGGGCCUGUCCUUUUAUGGAUUGCCACAAUACUCAAAAACAGAAAGUGAAGACUGAUAGGCCUUCUUCUCAGGAAACAGAACUAAGAAAUAGGAUCCCUCAAAGAUCUGUGUUGAGAUUUUUAACUUGUUCGUAAAUGGAGUUGGUUGAGGUUAAGCAGAAGACUGGUUAAAGUUGGGGUGAAAACCAAAAAUAGGGCUCUCUGUAACCAACCAGGAAUGAAAGUUGAGGUCAACUCAAAAAUAUGGCAACUGUGAAAAAGAUAAACUCCAUUGUA
This is a messenger RNA of Notechis scutatus (mainland tiger snake), 4653 nucleotides long. RefSeq names its product ANTXR cell adhesion molecule 2 (gene ANTXR2). Gene Ontology annotation, cellular component: cell surface; plasma membrane. Gene Ontology annotation, molecular function: transmembrane signaling receptor activity. The record is from RefSeq and is a predicted model, not a curated record. Lineage: Eukaryota; Metazoa; Chordata; Lepidosauria; Squamata; Elapidae.